AUGCAGCGCACCUGGUCCUCCCAGAUUUCGGCUAAGGCUCGAGGCCGCUCUGCCCCCACAUCUGUCCCGGAGGGGACCAGGGGGCACGGGGCCGCAGCGCGGGCCUCGCUUUCCGGGGGUCCGAGAAAGGGGCUUCCGGCAGCGCGGGCGAAGCCAGGCGGGCUGGUGGGAUGGGCCUCUCAGAAGCCCCUGGCCGCAGGAGAGGGGCGCGCCCUCAAGAUCUUACCACAAAGAGCCCCGGGUCCCCGAAGCAAAGCGGGGUGCGCGGGGAAGAUAACUGCCUACCUCGAAGGGGCGCGGAGUAAAAAAAAGCGCCGUGGGGGCGGGGAAGCGUGGGGGACGGGGGCGCGGAGACCCCGCCUGGCUGCACCCCCGCGCCCUCCCGCACGGCACAAAGAACUCGGCGCCGCUCCAUCCCUGCCAGCGCCCCACUUCCCGCCCGCGCCCCGGCGGGUACUCACCCAGAGGCCGCCGCCGCGGCAGCUCAGGGCCGGGUCGGCCCGAGCCGCCUCCCCGCCUCCGUCGCCGCCGCGGCAGCAGCUUCCUUCCUCCCCGCCGCGCUCGGGGACCGGAGGUUUCGGGUUUCAGCCCGCGGAACCCCGCUUCGCUCCUCCCGCCGCCCCGCCGCCAGCACGCGUACCCGGCCAGGGCACAGCCCGAGUAACUUCGCGGCGCUCGCGCCGCCCGCCCCUUCUCCGCCGUCCCCAGCCCCUCCGCCCGCGGGCCCCCCGAACCCCCGGCGCCCCGCACGGCCCCGCCCGGGCUCCGCGCGCCGCCGCCCCUCCCCACCCCGGCGCCGCCGCUCCCCACCCCUCACACCCCUUCUUUUGGCGCCCGCCCUCCCUCCCGGCCACUUUUCCAUUUCUUCCCACGGUCGGCCUCAGCUGCUGCUCUUUGUCUCGCCCCCACCCUCUCGGCCCGUAA
This is a messenger RNA of Dama dama (fallow deer), 924 nucleotides long. RefSeq names its product proline-rich protein 36-like. The transcript has a single exon. The record is from RefSeq and is a predicted model, not a curated record. The coding region runs from base 1 to 924 and encodes 307 amino acids. Lineage: Eukaryota; Metazoa; Chordata; Mammalia; Artiodactyla; Cervidae.